GCCGAGUUACUGUUGAUUUGAUAGAUGAGUCUUCAUUUUUGAAUGCUACAUUGUUCGGAAAUCAAGAAAUUUCUUGGUUGCACUACAUAUGAGUUGAUGAAUAAAUCUGAUGGGGAUUCUGUUAAAGAUAUUGAAAAAAUUGCCACAUUAUCCAGUAGUCAUAAGCUUCUAUUUCAAGUUAAAGCAUCUAAACAUGAAUAUCGUGAUAUUACAAGAUGGAAAUACACAAUCCUUUCUGUUUGUGAUACUAUUUCAAAAGAAAUCAACACAUUAACACAAACAGAUACUUCAAAUGAUGCUGAAGUUAGUCAAGUUUUAGAAAUUGUUGAAGAGCAAAGUGGAAAAUCAUUAGGCAUAACUGAAUUGAGAGAUAUAUCUGGAAGUGUUGACAAUGCUAAGAUAGAGCAAAUUAGCAAUGAAGAUAAAGUCCUAGCUGAUUUGGUUUCAAAGCCUACUGCAAGAAACAAUGCAACAAAGAAACUAAAGCUGAUGAUUUCCAAAAGUGCAGGUGAGGCAGAUCCAAUAGCGCUGAAUGUUGAAAGUUCUCAUUUAGAAUUUGGUGAAGAGGGUAGGAAGCAAUUUGCCAAGCUUAAAGACAAUGUUUAAUUUGUUAUCAUGGGAACCAUCUUUUUGUUAAUGUGGACAUGAUAGAUUACUAUCAGUUCAUAAGUAGAUUAUUAUCAGUCUUUUGUGAACUUAUAGCAUAUUUAGACUAUAUUAUGAUAGUAACACUAAUAUUAUUAUUUUGUACAUUGCAAGAUGUAAUAGAAAAUUGAUUUACGUAUAACCUAAUACAUUUCUAUUAAAUCUUGCAAUUUAUCUUAGGAAGAUAGCAAUGAUGCUAAGAUAGUUUCAUCUAUGACACAAGUAUUUUGUGACAACUUUUUGUUUAACGAAAAUAAAAUAGUCAUUAUGAGUU
Messenger RNA from Ziziphus jujuba (common jujube), 919 nucleotides. RefSeq lists its product as uncharacterized. The record is from RefSeq and is a predicted model, not a curated record. Bases 43 to 606 code for a protein of 187 amino acids. The transcript is spliced from 3 exons. NCBI's taxonomy places the organism in Eukaryota, Viridiplantae, Streptophyta, Magnoliopsida, Rosales, Rhamnaceae.